AUGUGGCUGAUCUUACUUUGUUUGUUUCUCCCCAUCACUUUUGCUAAUAUCUUGAGACCCGAAAGGACAUCGUAUUCGGGUUACCGCCUCAUCUCAUUCACCACCAACAAACGCGCUGCUCAAUGGCUUCAUUAUUUGGAGGAAUACGGAUUUAAUUAUGCCGAGAACGAAGAGUCCGCUCGAAUUUUGGUGGAUAUUUUCUCGGAGCCAUCACGUUUCAAGAAAGAGGCCGUCGUUCUCGUCGCACCCGAGUUCUACGGGACAUUUUCGGACUACCUUCGAGUCUACGGUGUCACCGACAUGAAAGUUAUCAAAGAGGAUGUGCAGCGCGAUCUGGAGAUGGCAGCUCGAUAUGGAGCAAAGCGGCGAGUGAGAAGACAAUUGAACAAGGCUCGGGAUUUCAAAUUGGAUGAAUACCACAGCUAUGAUGAGAUGAUCGAUUAUAUGAGAAAAUUGUCAGAAGAGAAUGAACAUGUCGAGUUGAUUAAUGUGGGAAUUUCCUCUGAAGAGAAGACGCUUUAUGGGAUAAAAAUAUUUGGUGAUGGAAAAGCGGGAAAACCGUCGGUUUUUGUUGAUGCUGGUGUACACGCUCGGGAAUGGAUAGCCCCCGCCGCCGCGCUGGUCGUUAUCGAUCGAUUAGCCGCUCAAUACGGGAACAAUGAUACGAUCAGCCGGGUAAUCGACAAAUUCGAUUGGUACAUCGUUCCACAAACGAAUCCCGACGGAUAUGAGUACUCAAGGACUACGGAUCGUUUAUGGAGAAAAACGAGAUCCAGAAAUAUGACAGUGAACAAAUGGUGUGUGGGAGCGGACGCGAAUAGGAAUUGGGGUUAUCGAUGGGGUGGAGCCGGUGCCAAUCGCUCUCCAUGUUCGACGGUUUACGCCGGUUCUCACCCAUUCUCCGAGCCCGAGAUUCGUGGUCUCAAAGAAUACAUUACAUGGAAUAUCCCUCAACUCACCAUCUACGCGAGUCUACACAGUUAUGGACAGGUCCUCCUCUCACCUUGGGGUUACACUGAUGAAAAGCCGGAUAACUAUCAAGAUCAGAAAACCGCAGCCACCCUCGCGAUCAACGCAAUCAAGAACACGACUGGCUCCUACUACACCCAUGGGACGAUUUCAGAGCUCAUGUACCCAGCCUCUGGCACGUCAAUUGAUUUCAUGCAGAAUCGUGGUGUUCCCUAUAUUUAUGGAGUCGAGUUGAGACCGACCGAUUCAGCCAACAGUUUCGCUUUCUCUUUGCCACCAACAUUCAUCGAAAGCACAGGCGAAGAAAUGUUGGCUGCUUUGUUGGCAUUAGCCGAUUACGCGACCGUACAGAAAAGGCUG
Molecule: messenger RNA, 1329 nt
Organism: Mesorhabditis belari
Lineage: Eukaryota; Metazoa; Nematoda; Chromadorea; Rhabditida; Rhabditidae
Source: the annotation of a GenBank genome assembly